GAAAUAGUGGGCAUGCGCCAACAUGAUUCAAAUUCGGAAAGUUGCUGACAUACCUCUUUUCUUUAUCAUGGUCCAACCAUUUUAUCUGAAGCCGCGCUCUUUACUCAAUUCACGGACUUACAUUUAGUCCGUGAGAUCGUGACUGAAUUCGCAUUUCGCCGAUUCAUACCAUAGAUAACAUAAUAUUCGUUAAAUAAGAUAACAUUCGUUUGAGUCUUGAGAGCAUGAGAAUCAGAAUUUUGAUUCUUGAAUCGUUUGAGCAAUUUACUGGUGACAACCUCUGUCUUUUACUAAUCGAUUGUGAUUAAACACAUCGUAGAUUUGUAAGUUAUUUCUCUGGAAAAUUGUUGAGUAAAAAUGUCUACAUUAGAAUCAAUAUCAAUUCAAGGUAUAAGAAGUUAUCAUCCAGAUGAAAAACAAACUUUAACAUUUCAUAAACCCCUAACAUUGAUUUUGGGGCAAAAUGGUUGUGGAAAAACUACUAUAAUUGAGUGUCUAAAAUAUAUUACAUGUUCAGAUCUACCGAGAAAUGCAAAUAAAGGAGGUUUUGUUUGGGAUCCUAAACUAUCAGAUCAUCAUACUGUCAAAGGCAAUGUAAAACUAUCAUUUCACGAUACUAAAGAUACUCGUGUAGUGGUUUCAAAAACUUUGGAAUCAACUCAAAAGUUAACAACUGUGUCUACAAAAUCGCUCGAUCAAACAAUUUCUAGAAAAGGUCAGAGUACUUCACACAAAUGUGCUGAUCUUGAUGAUGUCAUGUGUACUUAUUUAGGUGUUUCAAAAUCAAUUUUAAAAGAUGUUGUUUUUUGUCAUCAAGAAGAUUCUAAUUGGCCUUUAGAUGAAGAUAAAAAGGUAAAAGAAAAAUUUGAUUCAAUAUUUGAUGUUGGAAAAUAUGACAAAUGUAUUAAACAAAUUCAAAUAGAAAUAAAGGCUACUCACGGAGAUAAAAGGGCAUGCAACAAUAAUAUUCAACAUUUAUGGAAAUAUCGAGAAGAAGCACGUAACAAAAGAGCUACCCUUGAAAAUAAAAAAUGUAGUUUCGAUGAACUGCAGCAAAAACUCAAUAGUAUUGACAAAGAAAUAAUUCCAUUAGAAAAAAGAUACAAAGAAAUUAUGAAUAAAGAAGAACAUUUUUUUUCUCUAAAAAAUAAAUUAUUAACUUCUGAAGGAAAUCUGAACUCUAUUAGAUUAGCUAUAAAGGAUUUGAAAUUAUUGAUUAAGCUAGAGUUUAAAGGAAAUGACUCCGAUCUUGAUGAAGCACUAGAAAAUUUUAAUAAUAAUUUGGUCCAAAAAGAAAAAGAUAAAUAUAAAUUAAGUUGUCAAAAAAAUGAUGCAAUUACUAAUGAAAAUAAAAUUCAAGAAAAUAUAAGCAAAGAACAAGUAAAUUUAGGAAGAUAUCAAAGUGAAGAAAAACAAAACCUGAACAAUAUAAAUAAACAAAAUGCAAAAAUAAUUGAAUUAGGAAAUGAAAUGCAGAUUAAUUUGCCAGACUUAACUGAGUUCAAUCGUGGUCAGGUGAUAAGUAAUCUUUCAACUAACCUAAAUUCUAUGAACGAUAAAUUAGAAUCUACACAAAAAGAACACAGAGAAAUUGAAAAUAAGUUGCAAUCAAAUAUUGAUUCAAUAAGGGUAGAAAAGGCUAAGUUAGAUCAAGAAAUUAAAAUCAAAGAAAAACAAAUUUUGGAAAAUACUUCUGAAAUUCAAAAAUUUAAAAAAGAUAUUGAUCAAGUAAGACAUUCUGCCGAAAAGUUAUCAGCUCUACAAAAAUUAAAAGUUGAUAUUGAAACAAAAUUAAAUAUUCUCAGGGGAUCUUUAAAUGUUGAUGAUGUUAAAACAGAAAUAAAUAAGAAAAAGAAUGAAAAAUAUGAACAAAAUAUAAAACUAGAAGAUAUAGAAAAAGAAGUACAAAAGUUGCAGUUAUUAAGUAUUGCACAAGCAGAACUUGACACUGUCAUAUUAAACAAAACUGGAAUCGAUAAUAAACUUAAAAUACUUAAAAACAAAGUGAGUGAUGUGUUAAAAGAUCUACUUGGAUUUAUACCACAGGAAAAUCUCAAAUUUGAGUUUACAUCAUUUUUAGAUAAAUUAUCUGAUACAAUCAGAUGCAAUCGAAAAAGUAUAGCUGAAAAACAGAAACAGUUAACUACACUAGAAGCCAAUUAUAACCACACAAAAGAAAAAUUGCGUACAAAACAAAUAGAUCUUUCCAAUGAUGAUAAUGCUUUAAGUGAUAUGUGUCAAGAUCAAGAAUAUGAAACAAUAUUAAAAGAAGUCAAUGAAAAAGUGGAAGAAUUGCAAGCUCAAAAAGGUUCUGUGUCAACAUCUGGUCAUCUUUUUAGGCGAUACAUAAAAAAUUUGGAAGCUCAGGAUCCUAGCUGUCCGUUAUGUCACCGAUGCUUUGGUUCUGUUGAUGAAGUGACUGAAUUGAUUAAUGAUUUAAAUAUGAGAGUCCACAAAAUUCCAAGUGAAUUGGAGACAACAAUUGCACAGUUGGAAACGCUUUUAGAAAAGCAAUCAAAACUUCAACAAUUAAGACCUACUUACACUCGAAUAUCAGUUUUGAAACAAACAGAAAUACCUAAUCUCAAAGAUGAACUUGAACGUAUAAGUAAUAAUUUAAGAAAAUGUCGUGAUGAACUAACUAAAUUAUCAGAUGAAAAUGGAAAACUAGAAACUAACGAAACAAGUGCAAAAAAUAUCCAAUCUGAUAUAAUAAUGAUUGAUAGUUUUGAUAACGAUGUUAAACGAUAUUCAAAAGAAGAGCAGCGUUUAACAAGAAAAAUGAUUGAAUCUGGUUCCAUUAGAAAUCUUCAAGAAGCAAUUUCCGAAAAGAAUGCUUUAAAAAACACUAUAAAUGAAACUUGCAAUGUCUUAGAAAAAAAACAGUAUGAAUUAAACGAAUAUACUGAAACCUUACACAAAUUACAGACUCAACAAAAUAAAAUUAUUAGUGAUGAAUUAAAUAUAAAAAGUAAAAUGCAAGAUGAAAAGAGUGUAAUAGACAAAUUGAACGAUUUACAAAAUCUUGAAGCAACAAUAAGUUUAGAAUUGGAUAGUGCCAGAGAAACAUUAGGACCAAUACGAGAAAAGUUGGAUACAUGUAUUAAUACUUUUGAACAAACAAAAAAACUACAAAGCAGAAAAAUUGAAAAUAAUAGAAAAGAAAUAAUUAUUCUUGAAAAAAAAAUUCAAGAAAUAAAUAACUUACAGUCUUCAAUUGAUAAUUAUGAAAAAAAAGAAUGGACCCUGCGCAUUAAGGAAACAAAUAAUUUAUUGAAUAAUUUCAAUAAAGAAAAAAUGAAUUUCAUUGAAGAACAGAAAAACAUACAAAAACAAAUUGAUUCUAUUAAUGAAUAUAAUGCCAAUCAAGAGGUUAAAAAAAUAGACUUAGAAAACAAUAAAAAAUUAAGGCAAAAAUCAAAAGAAGAAAUUGAAUGUUUAUCUGAAAUAAACAAAUUUCAUGAAGAUGUUGGAACUAUGGAUGUAAACAGUUUGUUAAGUGAAAAAUCGACCAACAGAAAACAAUGUCAAGCUUUGGUUGAGGAGAAAAAUAAAUCUCUUGGUAGAAAACAUGAGCUGGAUAAUAUCAUUAAGCAUAUUACAGAAGAGUUGACAGCUAUUCAUUUCAAAAAUGCCGAAGACAUAUAUUUACAUGAAAAAGUGCAGUUAGAAAUAUUAAAUCGCGUUGAAAAAGAUCUGACAAAGUACAACAAAGCUCUUGAAUGGGCAAUGAAUAGGUUUCACAAAGAACGAAUGCAAAGUAUUAAUACUAUUAUUAAAAAAUUAUGGAGAGAUAUUUAUACUGGAAACGACAUUGACUAUAUUCAAAUAAAAACAUCUUCUGAUGAUAAACCAAUACAAACUGAUACAAUUAAGAAAAGGGUCUUUAACUAUAGAGUUGUACAGAUAAAAAAUGAAGUUGAAUUGGAUAUGCGUGGAAGAUGCAGCGCAGGCCAAAAAGUUUUGGCAUGCCUAAUUGUAAGAAUGGCAUUAGCAGAAACUUUCAGUAAAAAUUGUGGUAUAUUAGCACUAGAUGAGCCUACAACAAAUUUAGAUGAAUCUAACAUUCAAAGCUUAGCUGAAUCAUUAUCUGAAAUUAUAACACGUCGCAGCUCUCAAAAAUCAUUUCAAUUACUCAUCAUUACUCAUGAUCCAAAUUUUUUACGUAAAUUAUCUGCCAGAGAUAUGGUUGAUACAUAUUAUGAAGUGAAAAGAAGUAAUGAGGGAAUGUCCAUUGUGUGUGAACAAGAUAUAAAAUUUUUACCCUAAAUAGAUAAGAUAAUUAUAUUUAAGAAAACUGAUAUUUAUUAUGUUUUACUUUUUACUAUCAAUACUUUUUUUUUUAAUAAUUAAACACUAAUUUUUAGUCAUUAUAAUUUAUUUAUAGGUAUUAAAUUUUUAUAAUGAUAUUGAAUUAUUCCAUUAACUGUGUAUGAUAAUAUAAAAUAUAGUUCCACCAUUUCAUACACAUUAUGUUGUUAAGCUUUGCUUUUUUUUUUUUGUCUCAUUAGUGUAAACCUUGAACAGCGUCUUCUGUGCAUGGCAUCGAGCAAUGACCUAACAUGUGCUGGGUACCACACUCUCGGGCAUUGGCGUAAAUUGGGUGGUGCAAAAAGGUCUUUAGAGCCCCUUGUAUUUUUAGUUCUACGUGUAACUAUUAUUAUUAUAAUAAAAUAUCAUCAAUUUUAUGUUUUUAAAUUAUAAAAUAUUUAUUUAAAAUAAAUUUAUACAUUUUGGUCAUAAUAAUGACUUAAGUCAUAAUAUAAAAUAUUAAUUUGUUAUAACUCAUAACGAAAAUACACGGCUCUGUGAGGCAUUUAAAAUUAUAGCACCCCACGUUUUAAAUGUCUAGUUGCGCCUAUGCUCUCUGGAGCGAAUAUAACGGAUGUGUUGAAUUAGAAUUCAAUGAUACAUCAUUAAUUAUAUUUUAUGAUAUAAUUUUUGAAAUUGCUAUUAAAGUAAUUUAUUUCACUGUUAUAAAAAAAUAAAAUAAAAAACUCAUAGUAUUGUGAUUUGUGGUUGAUUACAUUUGUGCAGAGAACAUUGUAUUUAUUAUAUUACUAAUUAAUUAUUAUAAUAGUGUAUUAAUUAGGUAUAUCAAUAUCAUUAUAAUGUUAUUAUUGUUAUUAAGAGGAUGCUAUACUCGCUUGCGUUGUCUUUGUCUUACAAAUGUACAACAUAGCGAAAAACUGUUUGGCGCGGGAUAGAACCACUCCCUCGGGUAUUUAUAGUAGAAUUACCAAAAUUCCACAACCCAUAGGGAACUACUUUAUCUGUGUCGUAGCGUUAUUAUUAUUUGGAUAACAUAAAUAAAAUUAAAGUUAUCAGUUUGAGAAAAUUAGGAUCUUUUUUGUUUUUUUUCAUUUAAUUAUUAAAAAUUAGCGAUGCUAUAAAAAAAAAUAAAAACGCCACGACAGAUAAAGUUAUUCCCUAUGCGUUGGGGAAUUUUGGUAAUUCUACUAUAAACACCGAGGGAGUGGUUCUAUCCCGUGCAAAACAGUUUUUUUUACUAUCUUGUACAUUUGUAAGACGGAGACAACACAUGCGGGUAUAGCGUUCUCUUAAUAACAAAAAUAACAUUAUAAUGAUGUACCUAGUUAUAGAUGUAUAGUUAAUACUGUAAUAGCUUAAAAUUAAUCCAAAAUUCAAAUAUUUAGAAAAUGUCAUUGCGUAUACUAUAGUUUUAAAUCCCCACGAAAAAUAUUUUUGAUUUAACAAUUUUGAUAACAAAAAUUAUUAUUAUCCUUUGAUUAAAUAUCUAGCUCGUCCAAAUUUUACUUUCAAAUGUUUAUAAUUAAAAAUUAUGCAUGUAUAUUUUUUUAUAAUUUUUGAUUUCAAUAUAACCUAUUGUAUUAAAUUUUCAUAAAUAAAAUAAUUUGCAAGUUUGCCUUCGUUAUUUUGUCAAAAAU
Messenger RNA from Metopolophium dirhodum (rose-grain aphid), 5909 nucleotides. It is a transcript of the gene rad50, whose product is annotated as DNA repair protein RAD50. Bases 358 to 4269 code for a protein of 1303 amino acids. Gene Ontology annotation, cellular component: Mre11 complex; nucleus; condensed nuclear chromosome. Gene Ontology annotation, molecular function: single-stranded telomeric DNA binding; G-quadruplex DNA binding; ATP hydrolysis activity. Lineage: Eukaryota; Metazoa; Arthropoda; Insecta; Hemiptera; Aphididae. The record is from RefSeq and is a predicted model, not a curated record. The transcript is spliced from 22 exons. Gene Ontology annotation, biological process: telomere maintenance via recombination; double-strand break repair; chromosome organization involved in meiotic cell cycle.